This is a messenger RNA of Acipenser ruthenus (sterlet), 4712 nucleotides long. RefSeq names its product RNA-binding protein 4-like. The record is from RefSeq and is a predicted model, not a curated record. NCBI's taxonomy places the organism in Eukaryota, Metazoa, Chordata, Actinopteri, Acipenseriformes, Acipenseridae. Bases 497 to 1948 code for a protein of 483 amino acids. The transcript is spliced from 5 exons. Gene Ontology annotation, cellular component: cytosol. Gene Ontology annotation, molecular function: mRNA binding; zinc ion binding.
UGGGGUUGGUGGCGCAUAUAUUUUCAUAAUGUAUCGGGUUGUGACGGUCACCUAACCUUAUUUACUUGGAAACCAAGUACAGAAAUUAUACAAGUCACUGUUCUGUUUUGUUUUAAAGCUGUUUCCCGAACCGCGUGCGGUACAGUAUAUUUUUUAUGCCUGAAUUAUAGUUGGAAUACUGUAACAAGGAGACAGCUGCUUUAAACGUUUUAAAAAGUUGUAUUAAAUGUUGCUUACGUUUUUUUUUUUUUAAACACGCAUAAAUAAAACGUCUUCUUAUUCGCUGUGGUCACUCUGGUGCAGGAAUCUCGACACGUGGGACAGUUUCACGUUUCUCUUUGGACAAGCGGCUGCAGACUGCAGUCACUCGCAGCUUCCUCUCUGCGUGUGACCCUGUGCACGGUAUUGACCGCUCCUCUGCCUUCAUUCAUAUUCAUGUGAUCACAACCGGCAUCAGAAAAGUAACGCCUCUCUUAAAAAAGGUGGAAGCUGAAGCAUGGAUGCGGGAAUCACGAAAGCUGGGAUGACAUACGGAGCCUCCCUGACGCCCGCAGACCUGACGCCCACAGACACGGUCCCCACGGUGAAGAUCUUCGUGGGGAACCUGUCUGCCGACACGUCCCAGGACGAGCUGGCUGCUGUCUUCGAGCCCUACGGCACGGUGAUGAGCUGCAGCGUCCUGCGGCAGUUUGCGUUCGUGCACCUGGCGGGCCGGGAGGGGGCGGCGCGCGCCGUCCAGGAGCUGCACGGCCGCGAGUUCCGGGGACGCAACCUGGUGGUGGAGGAGUCUCGCGGCCGACCCCGCAACUCCACCAAGGUGUUCGUGGGGAACCUGGCGGCUCUCUGCAGCGCUCCCGACCUGCAGGAGCUCUUCCAGACCUUCGGAAAAGUGCUGGAGUGCGACAAGGUCAAAGGCUAUGCCUUCGUCCACAUGGAGAGUGAAGAGGCUGCCCUGCAAGCCAUCGAAGCCCUGCACGGGACCCGCUACAAAGGAAGACCCCUGUCCGUCGAGCUCUCCAAGGUUCAGCCCAGCAAGCGCCCGUCCACGGGCAAAAUCCCUUGCGUCAGCUGCGGCAAGCCGGGGCACUACGCCGGAGACUGCCCCCUCUCCCAGCUCCAGCUCCAGCUCCAGACCCAGCCCCAGACAGUGCUGGAGCAUUACCAGAACCAAGCCGAGGCUAUGGCAGCCGGCGUGCCCUUACCUCCCCAGUACCAGGUCCGACACGCCCUGCCCAGCUCCCUCUACACCGCCUACCCCACUUCCAUGUACGGCCCUGCCUACGGGGCUGACGGCACUCUGCUUUACCGGACUGUGCCUGACCACGUGUACGGCCCCCUGGCUAACGCGGCCGCCUUCAACGCCAUGGCCAACCAGCUCUACGCCACGGUAGAUAAUCAGGGGUACGCCGCCACUGUCAGCACCCCAGUUUAUAGCGGCACAGCGGGGGGAGCCAGCAGUCCUGCAUACAGUGCCUCAGUGACAGAACCUGCCUAUAGUUACGGGGCAGUUGGCAGCGCAGUCCCUGUGGCGGAUCCCUCCGCCCAGGCAGUGUUUGAGGCAACCCAGGCGCAGUUUUACGCCCAGCAGCAGGAGAAGCCAGGCUCCCCAGCGGCUGCCAUUGCUGCUGCCGCCGCUGCUGCCGCUGCCGCCACCUACUACGGGACUCAGGAGCGGGGAGCAGAGAGGGGCUUCCAGUACCAGAGGAAACGAGCCCUUCUGCCCACCCCCGCCUCCGCAGAGGAGGAGCUCAUCAGCUACCAGAAGAAACUCGCCAGGUUUUUUACUGAUUACCACAUUCCUCCUGCUGCUGUUCCUCACGCUGCUUACUCCUCUCUCCGACGCCCGGUGGCUCCCAGGCCGUAUGAAGACCCCUCCGCCCGCCGCUGUCCCCCCGAUUUCCGCCGACACUCGCCGGAGAACCGCGACCCCCCUGCGGGGGGGUUGUGACGUGAUGUGGUGCUGAUGCGGUGACGAUGUGUUGUGCUUUCCAGGGGCGUCGAUGGUAACACAGAGCUGUACACAUUCACUUUCUGUACACCCCAGUCCUGCGUGUGUUACACAGAACUACCUUGUCGACAUGUGUUGCUAAUAUAAAGGUGCCGGCUGCUUCUAACCUGCUCUGACAAAUCGAUCUGACUUUUUAUCACAGGAGUAAUGCAAUCAGUCAUGCUGUCCCAUCUACACUACCCAAGUAGCACACAGGUUAAACUGUGUCUGUCAGUCUUGAAAUUAUUACAGAUUGCUAAGAAAGCAAGGGUUGACAGUUUCCCUUAACUAGUUCAGGGAAUGUUUAGCAGCUUAAAAUGCCGUCGCUUUUGCAAGAAAUAUCGGCAUAGGGCAGGGUACUUCUGAGAAACAGGACUGAGUGCAGAGAAAGUGAAUCGGGCCAGUGAUGUGAGAGUGUUCUACAGAUAAAACCUGUCCUGGAAAAAGCAGAGGAAACAGCAAUAAAUAGCACAAAACAGAGAAGAACAAACACACACACUGUACCGCAGAGAAUCUGAAACGUUUCAUGCAACGCUUCUGUCUCGUUUCACAGACCCUGAUUAGCACUAGGCUUGGACUACCUAAAGCUGACAGGAACACGGAGCCACUGUGUGGCUUGGAACUUGGUUUCAGGAGACCAGGUUUCAGGCCACUGCACGGCACUCCAGGGGAGACUUGGGGUUUGAUGCAGCAAAGUUGUCUGGAACUAGGUCUCCCGGAACCAGGUUUCAAGCCACUGUUCCUGAAAAAGUGGCUUUGUGUUCGAGGUCUAUGAAACCAGCCGUGCAUGUUUUUAUUGGUGCAAGAUCACUGUUCAUGCAUUAAAUACAUUAAAUACCCAUCUUAUUUUUUAGGGAUACUUUAUAAAUAAACUAAAGUUAUUUCUUUUAAGCACUGUAGAUUUUUUUUUUUUGUCCUUUGGUGCAAAGAGAGGUUUUCCGAAGCUCUCUGGAAUCAUUGGUUUCCCCAACCCUAGUCUCACGUUAGUUUUAUUGAAUUUUGACUCUACUUGCGACCAAGGACAAAUGUUUGCUAUCAACAUACUUAAAUUUAAGAAGUCCCCUCCAAACCAAAUUAGCAAUAUUGUGGAGUUUAAUUCAGUGUUUUUUUUCUGUACAUGAUGUGAAAUACCAGAUCUAAAUUAUGUUCAUAUAGUUAUUUUUGUACAAAAAUGAUGUCUCAAUCCUAAAAUUCUAGGUGAUGCAAAACUGUUGGCCACAGCUGUACUUAAAAGAUCAUAUAAGACCCAAGGUUAACUUGAUCAUUAUCCCUCUGACGUUUUAACAUAAGAAACAAAUUUACGAAAGAAAGGGGCUGCCUGUCUAAGCUCAUCGGCUUUCUAGUAGCUGACUGAUCUCAAUAUUUUGUCAACGUUCAGCUUCAGUAACAUGCCUAGGCAACCCCACCCACCCCCUCACCUCUCUGUGUGUGAACAAGUGUUUAGAUAGAUGCUGUUUAACUCAUGUUUUGCCUGUACUUACACUCUAUCUGAGAUGGGGAGUGAGGGGAGCUCAGGGAAGAAUAAUCUGCAGUAUCUUAGAUAAUAAUAAUUAACAAUGAAUAUAAUCAUGCCUAAAGAAAAUAUGCUUUCAUUGGAUGCAAUAUUUUUAAACAUGCACGUACGUCCUGUGGUGCAGAACACAUAUUUACAAGGUAACACUCAAGACUUCUUUACGAAAAACAUGCAGAAUUGUGCAAGUUUUAUUUUAGUACAACUGGGUAGUAAGUUAAUAGCUCGUGUGGCAGUGCUUCUGGGUAAUUGCAGGACAAUGCCAAAUCCAAUAAGGGUAUUUUUCUUUCAUUCCAGUCUCAUGCCCUGAUGCACAGCCAGUGCUGUGCUGGUUUGGUUUCCGCCCAGGGAGGGUUCGCAGUUUUGAUUGGUCCACAGGUCACCGCCAUGUCAUUACUUCCAGGGGUGUAACGAUGCGCUUCUGUCACGAUAUGUAUACCCGAUACACGGGCUGGUCCUGAUGCAAAGAUCAAAUGAUCAUUUAAAGACCCACCUACUUUUGUUAGGUUAGGCAAUAUGUAUUCAUACCAACUUUAAAACGCACCUGUUAUUGGUUCAGGAAUCACAUUGCGAGCUGUGCUGUGCUUUUGGUCUUGUGUCGCGAUACAAACGAUACCUACCUCUGUUACGAUGGGUUCAUAUCAUGGAAGGAGAGUAUUGCGAUUCAUCGAUACACAGUGAAUCAUUCCACCCCUAAUUGCUUUGCACUUGUCUGUGAUCCGGCAGCAGCUGUCUUGUACAGAUUCAAUCCACAAUGAGACUUGUCUGUUGGUCAGAACGACCCAUGCAAUAAAAAGCACAUUUGUUUUAAAGCUGCUUUUAGUGCACAGCUGUUCAUGGGGUCAAAGGCGCUGUAAAUGUUUGUCGUUGUUGUAUUAUUUCAUCUGACAUUGCUCGCCGGCUUACGGACUGGACAUUCACUGAACUCUGAGUGCAUCACCCUCCGUGCAUCACGCUUGCCUACCUGGGUUUGUUGUGGACCUGCGUUCUCUGAGACUGGGCUGGACGGUCCGUCUGCGAAGCUAACCAGGGAUUUCUGAACUGUCUUAGCCUCCGUGGGGAAUUUUGUUUUUUGUGUUUAUUGAAUUGUGUGCACCUGUUAGUUAAAAGGAGAGGAAGAGGAGGCUUUUCUUGUGCAGAUUGUUGCAAGCACAUCACCUUCUUGAGAUUUUGUUUUUUGUUCAUAAUAAAGACUAUGCUGAUCAGUAUUAUAAA